Molecule: messenger RNA, 4561 nt
Organism: Choloepus didactylus (southern two-toed sloth)
Lineage: Eukaryota; Metazoa; Chordata; Mammalia; Pilosa; Megalonychidae
Gene: PHTF2
Product: putative homeodomain transcription factor 2
Exons: 18
Coding region: 346-2589 (747 amino acids)
Cellular component (GO): endoplasmic reticulum
Source: RefSeq, a predicted model, not a curated record
GUCAGUCUAAACGCAGCCUAGAUUUCUCGUGGUCCUAUUGGGCUCAAAGAUGCCAAUCAGACUAGCGGUGCUCGGCUCCGCUCCCCGCGGGGAGUCCCGCCCCUUCAUUGGUCUCCCAGCCGGCGCAGGAGACUGCAGGCUCCGGCGCAAAAUCCUGAGGGGGUGGGGCGGGGCGACGGCUCUAGAGGCGGCGCGUCCUCUGGCAGCCUCCUUGUGACUCCUCCGGCUCCCGCGGCUACGGUGGCGCUCGCCCCAGUGUCUCCCGCGCGCACCCCAGCCGCCUCCUAGCGGCGCGGCGCCCGCUCCUACGCCUAAAAUGACUAAUGUGUGAUUUCAGUGGAAUAAAUGGCGUCCAAAGUCACAGAUGCCAUAGUCUGGUAUCAGAAGAAGAUUGGAGCAUAUGACCAACAAAUAUGGGAAAAAUCUGUUGAACAAAGAGAAAUCAAGGGGUUAAGGAAUAAACCAAAGAAAACAGCGCAUGUGAAACCUGACCUCAUAGAUGUUGAUCUUGUGAGAGGGUCUGCAUUUGCUAAGGCAAAACCUGAAAGUCCUUGGACUUCUCUGACUAGAAAGGGAAUUGUUCGAGUUGUGUUUUUUCCUUUUUUCUUCCGAUGGUGGUUACAAGUAACAUCAAAGGUCAUCUUUUUCUGGCUUCUUGUCCUUUAUCUUCUUCAAGUUGCUGCAAUUGUGUUAUUCUAUUCCACUUCUAGCCCACAUAGCAUACCUCUGACAGAAGUAAUUGGGCCAAUAUGGCUAAUGCUGCUCCUGGGAACUGUGCAUUGCCAGAUUGUUUCUACAAGAACACCCAAACCUUCUCUAAGUACAGGGGGCAAAAGAAGAAGGAAAUUAAGAAAAGCAGCCCAUUUGGAAGUACAUAGGGAAGGAGAUGGUUCUAGUACCACAGAUAACACACAAGAGGGAGCAGUUCAGAGCCACGGUACAAGCACCUCUUACAGUGUUGGCGCUGUCUUCAGGGAUCUCUGGCAUGCUGCUUUCUUUUUAUCAGGAUCAAAGAAAGCAAAACAUUCAAUUGAUAAAUCAACUGAGACUGAUAAUGGCUAUGUUUCCCUUGAUGGGAAGAAGACUCUUAAAAACAGUGAAGAUGGAGUACAAAACCAUGAACCUCCAUGUGAAACCAUUCGAUCAGAAGACACAGCCUGGAAUAUAGGAACACUGAGGAACAGCCUCAGUAAAGAUACCCAAAGGACAGUAACAAAUGUCUCAGAUGAAGUGUCCAGUGAGGAAGGUCCUGAAACAGGAUACCCAUUACGCCGUCAUGUCGGCAGGACUUCUGAAAGCAUUCUUCGGAAUAGAAAGUCACAUCAUUAUAAGAAGCAUUGCCCUAAUGAGGAUGCCCCUAAGUCGGGUACUAGUUGCAGCUCUCGCUGUUCAAGUUCCAGACAGGAUUCUGAGAGCACAAGGCCAGAAUCUGAAACAGAAGAUGUGUUAUGGGAAGACUUGUUACAUUGUGCAGAAUGCCGUUCAUCUUGUACCAGUGAGACAGAUGUGGAAAAUCCUCAGAUUAAUCCUUGUGUGAAAAAAGAAUAUAGAGACGACCCUUUUCAUCAGAGUCAUUUGCCCUGGCUCCAUAGUUCCCACCCAGGAUUAGAAAAGAUAAGUGCAAUAGUAUGGGAAGGCAAUGACUGCAAGAAAGCAGACAUGUCCGUACUUGAAAUCAGUGGAAUGAUAAUGAACAGAGUCAAUAGCCACAUACCAGGAAUAGGAUACCAAAUUUUUGGAAAUGCAAUCUCUGUAAUUCUGGGUUUAACUCCAUUUGUUUUCCGACUGUCUCAAGCUACAGACUUGGAACAACUCACAGCACAUUCUGCUUCAGAACUUUAUGUGAUUGCAUUCGGUUCUAAUGAAGAUGCUAUAGUUCUUUCUAUGGUCAUAAUAAGUUUCGUGGUUCGUGUGUCUCUUGUGUGGAUUUUCUUUUUUUUGCUCUGUGUAGCAGAAAGGACUUAUAAACAGCGAUUACUUUUUGCAAAACUCUUUGGACAUUUAACAUCUGCACGGAGGGCUCGAAAAUCUGAAGUUCCUCAUUUCCGAUUGAAGAAAGUACAGAAUAUAAAAAUGUGGCUGUCUCUCCGUUCUUAUCUUAAGCGUCGAGGUCCUCAACGAUCAGUUGAUGUAAUAGUUUCAUCUGCUUUCUUGUUGACAAUCUCAGUUGUAUUUAUCUGUUGUGCACAGCUGCUUCAUGUGCAUGAGAUCUUCCUUGAUUGUCACUACAAUUGGGAACUGGUAAUCUGGUGCAUCUCUUUAACACUUUUUCUGCUAAGAUUUGUUACCCUUGGAUCAGAAACAAGUAAAAAAUAUAGCAAUACCUCAAUAUUACUUACUGAACAGAUAAACCUCUACUUGAAAAUGGAGAAGAAACCUAAUAAGAAAGAGGAACUGACACUAGUGAACAAUGUUUUAAAACUAGCUACUAAACUGCUAAAGGAAUUGGACUGUCCCUUUAGAUUAUAUGGGCUUACAAUGAAUCCACUGCUUUAUAACAUUACCCAGGUUGUCAUCCUGUCAGCUGUUUCUGGUGUUAUCAGUGACUUGUUUGGAUUUAACUUAAAGCUAUGGAAGAUUAAAUCAUGACCAUUCAGGCAAAAGAAGAUGUAGCCUCUUUUCCAGAAUAAGAGUACCAACUAUACUGCCUGAAAGCAGUCACUGACUCGCUGCUUCAGGAAUCUCAGCUGGGAAAUUGAAGUGUUUACAUCAGAGUGUCCUGUGCAAUUCUUAUAUUUAUUUUUCUUGUUCACUGUUUUUUACAUUUAUUUUAGUCUAUAUUUUAUUUUUAAGCAUUGAUGUACUUAGUUAUGGAAAGGGUGAUAAAACGGAUUUCCAGAUACUUGAGAUCCUGGUAAUUGCUUAUAAAUAAUUGACAAAAUAACAAAUUCUGAAAAUAGAAGCCAUCACUGUAUUUCUCCAUCAGUGCCAUGAACUUGCCUUACUUGAGGAAAAAUUAUUUAACCUUGGAAUACUACAUUGGACUCAGCUAAACAAAUAUGGCAUUUCCAAUAAAUCAAGAUCCAGUCAGGGUUUCUCUUGAAUUAUUUUGACACAAUGCCAGGAUCUAAACUGAUUAAGCUGCAGUUUAAGCACCCUUCAGUAUUAUUAUAUAUGGUAUUACUUAACAGGUCAACAAGUGCUCUUUGAUGAUAAAACUCUUAAUAGAGCAAUAAUUGUAAAUGGUUACCAUACUGUAAGAUAUUUUGAUAAAAAUUAGUAAUAAUUGUAUUUAUUUGAAACACUGGGCUGUUUGCACAGCUCCAACUGUGCAUGCUCAAAAUGUGCACUUUUUAAAAUUGUUACUUUUAAUGUGUAUCUUUAUAUGGGGUAUGUUAUAGUAUACUAGGACAUAAUAUGUUAUCCUUUUGAUUUGUGAAGUAUAUACUCAUUUCACAAGUGAAGUGCCUCUUGAUAUUACUAAAGUACUUUAUGUUUACUCAAGUAAAAUAAUUUUCUCCCCAUGGUACACUAUAGUGUAUACUAUACAUACCACAUUCAAAUGAACAACACAAGAAUAUCAGGGUAAGAACCAAUAAUAUAUUUCUCUGGUUGCUAGUUUUAAAACUGUAUCCAAAUUUUCAGAAAAGAGCCUCAACUUACAUAUUCUAUCUUGUAAACUUAAUCUGGUGCACCUCCCUGCCCCCAUUAUAUAAGGGCUAUUUUAGAUGCUUUUAACCUAGAAAUUAACUUGCCCCCCCCCCAAUAAUUUGUCAGGUGUCCAAAUGAGUAUUUAUCAUGUCAGCAUGCUAGAUAAAUAGGGCAAAUAUGACAGUAUCUUACAUUGGGCCUUGAUUUUAAGUUACUAUAUUUGUACAAUCAAAAAUGUUUGAGGAAUUAACAUGAAAUAUGAAAUGUUUGGGGUUUUUUUUGUGUAUGUGUGUGUGUUAUUUAUUUUUUGAAAACUGGGUAUCUGAAACAAUCCAGAAUUUUCUUGGUGCAAAGUGUAUCAUGUUGAAUAUUCUUGCAUUUCACCAUGUCUUAGGGAAUUUAAAACAAUUCAUUUUUGAUAAUUAUUUGAUUGGUGCCGUUCUAUUUCCCAAAUCAUGAUCUUAAGAUCAGGAAUGUGUGGAGAACAAAGCCAUGUCUUAUCACUUUGCUCUUACCAUUCCUUCUGAUCAGCCUCAAUUCAGCCUCGUUUUGUAUAUAUUGCCUCUCUAUAGAAAACAACAAAAACAUUUUGGUUUUUUUUUGUCCAUGUUCUAAUAUGCUUAAUGACCAAAGUGCAUUCUAAGUUUUUUCAAGGAAUGUAUUACUGGAGCUUUAAGAACAUACUUAUUUUCUCAUGUGAAAAAUUAGACUUUGUCUGAUAUGUUUCUUCUUCCUCUCUUGUCUAAUGUUGAGGUUGUUUUUAGGAAUUAUAUUUUAUAAACUUUUUCAAAAUAAGGUACAUACCAAUACAGAACUUAAAAUUUUGCACAGAGUAUAUUGAAUAUAUUUUGAGGGAGAAAAAAGUACAGCAUGAGUUCUCUUAGAAAUAAAAUAUAAAACUAUUGUAUCUCACACAAAAAAAAAACUUAUUUCAAAAUGGAAGUAUUUUUGAACACAGUAGCAUACUGUU